CGGCUGGGGUCACCAUCAGGUCCUCAGCUGUCAUGGGCGUGUACGUCCCUCCGGGCUAUUCACCUCCUUUUCAGGUGGUAGAUGAUUCCCAUCAUGGCGCUUGGAUAAUCAUCACCGGCGCUCUGGGACUAGUUGUCUCGCUAGUCAGUUUUCUGAUUCGUCUUUAUGUGCGACUGGUGCUUAGUCCGCCUUUCGCAUACGAUGACUUUGUCCUGUUAGGAGCGACGAUCUUCGCAGUUGUCCAAAGCUCGCUCUUAUUCUGCGCUGUGUCUCACGGAUUUGGAACAGCUAUUGAUCUGCUACAGCACGACCAAGUGGAUAACAUUCAGACAUUAGUCACAGUCAGCGACAUUCUCUACCUAAUCACCAUCUACGUCUCCAAAUGCUGCGUAGUGGGCAUCCACCUCCGUCUCACACCCCAAAAACUACAUAACCGGAUCUCCUGGGCUACACUCGCUCUCUGUACAGCAUGGAUAAUCACAUCAGUAUUCAUCAUCGCUAUCAACUGCGAGCUAAAUAGACCCUGGAAAGGCGCCGGAGGACAAUGCGUGAAUCUGUUAAAACGCUGGCAAUUCAUCGUCGCAAUGGAUAUUCUAACUGAAAUGUUUCUUUUCGGCCUCGCAGUUACCCUACUAGCUGGUCUAUUUAUGCCCCUCAAGCGCAAACUACCUAUCGGCUUUGCCUUUCUCUUUCGCCUCCCGCUCGUCAUCUUCUCCAUACUGCAUAUCUAUGUUUUGAAUCAAAAGAUCUCAUCACCGGAUCCUACUCUCGCUGUCGUCGAACCGAUAUUAUGGGCCCAGGUUGAGCUGAACUAUGCCCUCGUUGCAUGCAGCGUGUUUUGUCUCCGGCCGUUCAUGGCAGCUGUGAGUACGAACUACGGGACAGCAGGCGACACGAAUUUGGAGAGUGGGUCUGCGUCGAGGACGCCGAAAGAUCAUUCUUCCUCGUCAAAAUCAGGCACUAGAUGUUUGCCUUCGGUGGUGGAUGGGAGGGAGAGAUGGCGUGUGUCACGGUCGGGAACAUGGUCGAAGACCCAUGAAAGGCUGAGGAGCGACGAGAGUGGUGCGCCAAAGGCUAGACCAAUGAAUUCAUCUAUUGAGCUUGUGGAGAGGGAUGGAUCGGACCCUAUUGAAUGUAGUGGAGGGAGAAUGUUUAUUCGGAAGGAUGUACAAUAUACAAUUGAGUUCGAUAGAAGGAGUUAGAUGUGGGAUUACAAUAUUUCUCUGUAUUUUAUGAUUCAUUAUGAUGCUCUCUUAUGAGAGUGAUAUUGUAUAUCCAUAGAUAGAAUUUAGUCCUGCUAAUUUAUACCUCUAUGUAACUCCUUUGCGCCGAAAUCCCCUUUACCUAGCCAGAUCUGAAUGACAUAAGACAUGAAGGUGAAAAGGCUCAGCGUCAUGUUCACGCGGUUGGCCGUCUGAAUGGGUGCGCCUCGGUGUUA
Messenger RNA from Aspergillus pseudotamarii, 1438 nucleotides. RefSeq lists its product as uncharacterized. The transcript is spliced from 5 exons. The record is from RefSeq and is a predicted model, not a curated record. NCBI's taxonomy places the organism in Eukaryota, Fungi, Ascomycota, Eurotiomycetes, Eurotiales, Aspergillaceae. Bases 33 to 1202 code for a protein of 389 amino acids.